AUGGAUGCUCACUUUCAGCUUUGGGGAUCACUUUGCUGAUCCCAGUGGAAAGUUUGGAGCGUCUAACAGGACUCUUCCUGUGUGGGUGCCCUGAACUCAAGAGUUCUCAGCCCUGAGAGUUGGUGGCCUCUCAGCCUCUUUGAGAAUCAGCAGAUGCUUCAAAGGGAAAGCUCCACACCUUCUUCUUAGGAUCUUGACUCCACAAAUCCUCACUAGUUGGUAGCUCACCACUGUCAUCAGGGAGUACGUUUGUAUGUGUGUGUGUUUCUCAGCUUCAACUCAAAUUGACGUACUGAUCUCAAUCUCGUUCUGAGCUUGAAGUGAAAAGUCAGUUUUGGGAGGGUGCCCAGAGCAAAUUUCAUCUAGUCCAAAUCCCAUCCACUUAUGCAAAAAAUUUCAUAUAUUCUGUAGUUGAGAAGCUUAAGUGAAAAGUAAAUUUUGAUGUAUUAUGAAUUCAGUGCUGUUAGAAGGAUCUGUGGUUUAAGCCAAAAAGUACCAGUUUUUUAAAUUAGAUUUUUGACAAGAUUGAAAUUAUUGAAGCUGGGUUUUUUAUCCUUUAACCAGAUUCUCUUUGAAAUGGGAUGUUAUGUAACUUUCCCCAGGUUCCCAGAUAGGAGGUGACUGAGGGGGAGUCCCAUCCAGGCCCUGGGCUCUUGUCCUCAAGCCCACACACUUUCCACAGUCCCAGGACCUGGUGCCAUCAACCUGUGGUCCAUGUGGGUGUAGGUGGGUCAUGGUGGAGGGGAGGAUCAGAGGAUGCCUCACUGUGGCAGUGAGGGUCCCUCAAGACACAGGGCAGCCUUUUCACAGGAAGGAUUAUUUUCUCAUCCCCAGGAAGGAAAAGGCACUUUGGAGCUGUGUCUGCUUUCUGACCCAGAGAGUUGCUGAGCUUGGCUUCACACCCUGGAGCUGCUGAGGGCAGUGAGUCGCCCAGCUGCUCUAUGAUAGGCCGCAGGAGUGGAGGAAGCCUCUCUGAACACCUGCCUGCACCCCAGAGUCCUGCAACAUCCAGGACAGGAAGGAGGGAGACCCGAGGGUGCACCUGCUACUCAGCGCAGAGACCCAGUAGCCCGGCCUCCUAAGAAACCCACCUCAGUGCAGCCCCGAUGACUGUGGCAGCGGCCCUGGCUGGACUCCAGGCAGAAGCCAAUUGUUCCAUCUGUCUGGAGGGCCUGAGAGACCCCGUCACCACUGAGUGUGGGCACAACUCCUGCCGCUUCUGCAUCCAGCGGUCCUGGGCUCACCUGGAGGACAGGUUCCCCUGCCCCGUGUGCCACCGCCCGUGCCAGGAGCGGCAGGUGAGGAGAAACACCCAGCUGGGCAGGAUGAUCCGUGUGGCCAGGCUGCUCCAGAGCAGCCGGAGCAACAGGAGGAGCUGCGAGGGCCCGCGCCCUUGCGAGCUGCACCGCCAGGUCCUGAGCCUCUUCUGCGAGGAACACGUGGAAGUGCUGUGUCCCCUGUGUGCACGGACCCCUGAGCACCAGGGCCACUUGAGGCCGGUGGGCGAGGCCGCGGCUGACCACCGGCAGAGGCUCAGCGCUUACGUGGAGCCUUUGAAGAGGCGGGUGGCAGAUGCCCACAGCCUGGUGGCCGCGCAGGACAGAAAGCUGCUGGAGCUGCGGGAGCUGGUGCAGCGCCAGCGGCUGGAGCUGGCCUCGGAGUUCCGGCAGCUGAGCCGGGCUGUGGACGGCGAGCAGGAGGCCGUCCUGGCGAGGCUGGUCCAGGAGGAGCAGGACAUCCGGGAGCAGCUGGGCGCCAACAUCACCGCCUCCUCAGACCACAUCUGCGAGCUGCGGGGCCUCCUGCACGAGGUGACAGAGAGAAGCGUGCUGCCUGGAGCCAGGCUGCUGAGUGGCAUCGGGGGCGUCCUGGGCAGGUGCGAGCGUCUGAGGUGCCCCGACGUCUACUCCUUCCAGCUGAGGCGGGAAGGCUGCAGCCUGCCCCCCCGCAGCACUCAGCUCUGCAGAAAAUCAUUCAGAAGUUCCGGGAGGGUGACCCUGGACCCCGAGACAGCGCAUCCCAACCUGCUCGUGUCCGAGGAUAGAAAGUCGGUGACGUUUGCGAGGAGCAGGCAGCUUUUUCCCCCAAGCGCGCACAGAUUCUGCACGGAGCCUGCGGUGCUGGACUCUGUGGGCUUUGCCAGCGGCGGGCGGUAG
This is a messenger RNA of Aethalodelphis obliquidens (Pacific white-sided dolphin), 2156 nucleotides long. RefSeq names its product tripartite motif containing 75 (gene TRIM75). The record is from RefSeq and is a predicted model, not a curated record. Gene Ontology annotation, molecular function: zinc ion binding. NCBI's taxonomy places the organism in Eukaryota, Metazoa, Chordata, Mammalia, Artiodactyla, Delphinidae.